Molecule: messenger RNA, 1340 nt
Organism: Corticium candelabrum
Lineage: Eukaryota; Metazoa; Porifera; Homoscleromorpha; Homosclerophorida; Plakinidae
Product: E3 ubiquitin-protein ligase rififylin-like
Exons: 4
Coding region: 60-1340 (426 amino acids)
Biological process (GO): protein K48-linked ubiquitination; proteasome-mediated ubiquitin-dependent protein catabolic process; negative regulation of extrinsic apoptotic signaling pathway via death domain receptors
Cellular component (GO): plasma membrane; cytoplasm
Molecular function (GO): ubiquitin protein ligase activity
Source: RefSeq, a predicted model, not a curated record
GCAUCCCUGGUGUAGGUUGUGAGAGCCGCCGGAUCAUUCGCUGCUUCGUCUCUCUGUCUAUGGGAACAGGUGCCGCUCGACUCGGUACCACAUCGCCGCAACCGAUUCUCAUUCACGUCCGUCCUUUCUCCUCCCGUUCGAAUUCCCCUCCAGAAAAUCGAGAAAACACGAUUACGUGUUCGCCUAGAGACAACAAGAUGACGGCGAGGCUUUGUACCGAGUGUACGAUUGAAUUGACGUUCUUCAAGCGAAAGAUAAGCUGUUUCGAUUGCGGGCAUCUCUUCUGUUCGACUUGUGCGACGAGCGUAACUGCUCCCGGAAUACAGAAGGGCAGACGCUGUUUCAAGUGCAGAACGUUUGCGAUACCCAACAGGGACGACCUGAUGACGCUCAAGAUUCCGGACCUAAAAUGUUAUCUGACCGAUAAAGAGAUUUCGACUACGCAAUGUUCGGAGAAAAGGGAUCUUGUCGAUUUGGUUCUUCAAUGUGCUGCGUGUCAGACACAGGGUCUUGUGAGGGGCAGUGCUCGACCGUCGUCUUCUGCGAAUAACUCCCGGCGGUCGGAUACUCAGCCUAGAGUCUCGCCUUCGGUGGGCAGAACAGGUCAGGGCAAUUCACAGCGACGUAGAUUGGGUGGCCAUCGGACUUCGCAUCAUACACAUUCGCAUGGAUCGUCUGCACAAGGGCAAUCGAAUUCGGGUUCGUUUUCGUCUCGGUCUCAUUCGUCUGUUGACACGCAGUCACAAUAUGAUGGUCGGUGGGCGUUUUUGGUACCAGGAGCCCCAACGUCAUCGCAUACUGGUAAUGCUGGUAGUCAGUCACGGCAGAGUGCAGGAGCCCCAACGUCAUCGCAUACUGGUAAUGCUGGUAGCCAGUCACGACAGAGUGGUGCAACAAGUGGCAGUCAGCCUUCGACGUCACAACAGGGUGCUCACUUGUCGGGUCAAGCGAAUCGCUCGAAGGCUAGAGUUUCACUUGAUGAGCUUAAGACAGAGGAGGACGUUAACAAGCUCACUGUUCGACAAUUAAAGGAGAUACUGGCAAGGAAUUUUAUUGACUAUAAGGGUUGCAUAGAGAGGAGUGAACUUGUCGAGCGUGUUUGUCGUCUCGUUGUUUCUCAUCUAAAAGAAAAAGAUGAGCUUCGAAAGGCCGAGGCAAGUGGUCAUGCCACCGGCACUGGUAAUCCCACUGAAUGCAAGAUAUGCAUGGACCAGCCCGUAGACUGUGUACUUCUCGAGUGCGGGCACAUGGUCUGUUGUACAAGGUGUGGACGGCGACUCCACGAGUGCCCGAUAUGUCGAUGCCUCGUAUCUCGCGUAGUACGUGUAUUUCGAUCGUAA